GAUGUGUCUUAACACGGCUGUCAAGGGCAACAAGUGCUCACUGACCAAUAGCAAGGUCACGGUCAAACACUGCCAGAACGACUACGACCUCACCAAAGCUAAUGUGGUGACGUUCAACUGUGACGACGGACCAAACGACGCCAUCAACGGCGCCUUCUCCCCAGCAGCCGACGCCUUCCACUACGCCAACCUCUACAACUGUUUCUUCAGGGACCGGGGUCUGGGUCAGAUGGUGCCCAGCGUGACCAUCUACUGCCACUACGGCCCUGCCAUAGACAAUGCUUUCUUUGACGGCCGCAACAUUGUGCUGGGGGACGGCGACGGCAACUUGACCUCGUCAUUUGCUGACCCGGACAUUAUAGCCCACGAGAUGACACAUCGAGUGACCGCCAGCCUGGGGAUCCUCAACUUUGACCAAGAGUCUCUGGCACUGGACGAGGCCAUGUCCGACAUCUACGCCAUCGCCUUCAGGAACUACAGGAGCCCGGCCCUGGUCAAUCAAAGACCCUACGACUGGAGAUUUGGUGCUGGUGUCUACAGAGCAGGUAAAGACGGUCUUCGCUCCUUCGACAACCCUUCAGUCCGCCAUGUCAGGGACUUUGACCCACUCAACCCGUUUGACGGUAACGGUGUCGUCUGCUACAUCUACUACCUGCUCGUCUCCCAACACGGCCUCAGCCACGAUGACGUUUUCAAGGCCUUCAACUUGGCCCACUUUGUCUACAUGCAAGAGGAGACAACGUUCAAGUAUUUUGGCUGUAGCCUGGUGCGGGCGGCCCUUGACCUCGGCUACGACAAGACCCACUUCAUUAGCGCCGUGCAGGCUGUGGGCAUCAGCCUCGACCGCUGCAGUUUGACCGGAAGUGGCUAAGUCAGGCUGCCGGCUAGAUCAAGACACUGUUGCUGCUCCAAGAAAGUGAAUACAGUUGUGUAUCAACUUUUAAAAUGUUAUAUUUAGAACAAUAUGAAGUUGUAAAUAGGCAAGCAAAUAUGUAUUGUACAGUAUGUCCGCCAGUUGACAAAUAAAAUGUUAC
Molecule: messenger RNA, 1034 nt
Organism: Physella acuta
Lineage: Eukaryota; Metazoa; Mollusca; Gastropoda; Physidae
Product: neutral protease-like
Biological process (GO): proteolysis
Molecular function (GO): metalloendopeptidase activity
Source: RefSeq, a predicted model, not a curated record